Coniosporium apollinis CBS 100218 is the source of this 3462-nucleotide messenger RNA. Its product is annotated as CK1/CK1/CK1-D protein kinase. Gene Ontology annotation, molecular function: methyltransferase activity; ATP binding; structural constituent of ribosome. The transcript is spliced from 4 exons. Gene Ontology annotation, biological process: protein phosphorylation; translation. Gene Ontology annotation, cellular component: mitochondrial small ribosomal subunit. The record is from RefSeq and is a predicted model, not a curated record. NCBI's taxonomy places the organism in Eukaryota, Fungi, Ascomycota, Dothideomycetes. Bases 1 to 3462 code for a protein of 1153 amino acids.
AUGACGACAAUGGAUCUACGAGUCGGCAACAAGUACCGUAUCGGCCGCAAAAUUGGUAGCGGCAGCUUUGGUGACAUCUACCUUGGCACCAACAUCAUCUCCGGCGAGGAAAUCGCCAUCAAACUCGAGAGCGUCAAGGCGAAGCACCCGCAACUAGAAUAUGAAGCCCGUGUGUACAAGUCUCUUGCCGGGGGUGUCGGUAUCCCGUUCGUUCGCUGGUUUGGUACUGAAUGCGACUACAACGCCAUGGUCCUGGAUCUCCUCGGACCCAGUCUGGAAGACCUUUUCAACUUCUGCAACCGCAAGUUCUCCCUGAAGACCGUUCUUCUCCUCGCCGACCAGCUCAUCUCACGCAUCGAGUACAUCCAUGCCAAGUCGUUCAUUCACCGUGAUAUCAAGCCGGACAACUUCCUCAUGGGCAUCGGCAAGCGUGGCAACCAAGUCAACGUCAUCGAUUUCGGUCUGGCCAAGAAGUAUAGGGAUCCGAAGACCCAUUUCCACAUCCCUUACCGUGAGAACAAGAACCUGACUGGUACCGCCCGCUAUGCCAGCAUCAACACCCACUUGGGCGUCGAGCAGUCUCGCCGCGACGACAUGGAGUCUCUGGGCUAUGUCAUGCUCUACUUCUGCCGCGGCUCCCUCCCGUGGCAGGGACUCAAGGCUGCCACGAAGAAGCAGAAGUACGAUCGCAUCAUGGAGAAGAAGAUGACCACUCCAACGGAGGUCCUGUGCCGUGGAUUCCCCAACGAAUUCGCCAUCUACCUCAACUACACGCGCUCCCUGCGCUUCGACGACAAGCCAGACUACUCUUAUCUCCGUAAGAUUUUCCGCGAUCUCUUCGUCCGUGAGGGGUUCCAGUACGAUUACGUCUUCGACUGGACCGUGUACAAGUACCAGAAGAACGCCCAGGCCAUCGCCCAAGCCGCCGGCAACCAGGCCCAGCCAGAAGAGUCGGAAGACAAGACUGGACGUGUCCGCACCAACGCAGCAACCGCUGGCCAGACCGCAGCAGGGACCGGCACCAUCACUGACAAGCGCCGCGGUCCAGUCAACCCGCGUCAGGAAGGCACCGGAAUGAACUUCACAGCCGCAUCCAGGCACCUCGACAGCACGCAGCAAAGCUCCGCGACGAGCGUCGAACCUUUGGCAGAUGCGCCACCUCCCUACAUCCCACGCUCUCACAAGGAGAUAGAAGCAGUUGCCAGACGGGCACGGCAGACCUUUGGCGAUAGUCUACCGGAGGGCCACUUAUCUUUAGAAGAGUACAAUGUGUAUGAGCGGUUAUAUGGGGCUCCAACAUGGACAACAGAUCUCAACGAAGUGGCGGAGCUGCAACGCGGAGAAGAUGUUGAACCAGCUGUGGAAGAGCAGAGCAGAGGCUACGCAUUGUUGCGGAGGGGGCAAGAUGGCGAGAUGGAGGAGGUGGAGUUUUACCAGGCACCGGUCCCGGAACUACAAGGCGAAGAAGCGAGCGGGUCCAGCGCAUAUCAGAUACUGAAUGGGCAAGUCACGGAGCUUGACGCAGAGCUGGAGUUUCAGACGCAGCAGCUGGCGGAUAUCGUGCUGGGCGAAGAGGUGGAUCUGGACGAAGUAGAGCUUCCCAUAGAAGAAGAUGGCGAGUUCGAGGACAUGUUUGAACCGGAUUCAUACGCAGACUCGCCCACCGAACGGACGCAUCCGCUUACUGCAGCUGGCCGAUUCGCGACAUCACCAUCCACCGUCAACCUGCCCAAAGCUACUUUUGUCGAGCCUGUCUCAGAUCUUCUCGCUGGCACACCAAACAAGCAUCUCACAGAGGCCGCUCACCGCACCUUUGGCGGCAUAGGCCUGCCCUUCUCCACGUCCACGCCCAUGAUAGGCCGACCCCCUGAACAGAAGCCUAUAGCUCUGGAAGCUGCCCAGGGCCAGAUGACGGAGAUGGAAGGGAACGUGUAUAUGACAGCGAUCAUGCCCGGCACCUACGCUGCUGCGUUAAGCACGAUUGUCGAGACACGAAAGCGCCUAGGCUCCGAGUGGUUGGAAUCGCUGCUUCGCAAAGAAGGCGGCCCAUUCAUUCUCGAUGCCGGUGCUGGCGGUGCGGCCGUUCUGGCUUGGCGAGAAGUUCUUGCGGCCGAAUGGGAUAGGAUGCACGAGAAUAACAUCUCUAGGGCCUCGCUACCGCUGGGCAAGGCAACAGUUCUGACCGGCUCUGAUACCCUACGGCACCGUGCGAGUCGGCUGCUGGACAGUACGACGUUCCUGCCUCGCCUUCCGGACACAAUUCAUCCUGCAGAUGAAAACAAAGCGCAGCCAAGGAAACUAUACGACAUCAUCAUCGCGCCACACACACUCCUACCACUAAAAGAAGACUACCUCCGCAAACAGCAUGUCCAGAAGCUCUGGUCCCUCCUCAACCCCGCCGGCGGCGUCCUCAUCCUCAUCGAAAAGGGGAUGCCCCGCGGCUUCGAAGCCGUCGCCGGCGCGCGAGCCAUGCUCCUCGACAACCAUAUUACUUCCCCCUCCUCAACCUCGACCGCCGACGAUCCCGCCCACCAACCGCUCCACGGGCACGUGGUCAAGGGGGAACAAGCAAUGAUCGUCGCCCCCUGCACAAACCACGGCACCUGCCCUAUGUACACGACUCCAGGCCUCAGCAAAGGGAGAAAGGAUUUCUGUUAUUUUAGCCAGCGCUUCAUUCGUCCGCCGUUCCUGCAACGCGUCCUCGGCGCUCAUGACCGCAAUCACGAGGACGUCCACUUCUCGUACCUCACUGUGCAGCGCGGGCGGGAUCAGCGCGUCUCUCACGGCCUGGAGCAAGGUGAUAUCGCAACCACCGCCGCGUUCGCAGGACACGAAGGCGCGACGCCUACCCCCUCGACUCAUCUCUCCGCCGCCGUCCCAGCGGCACCAACGGAAGCGGAAGCAGAAGCAGAAACGCACAAAGGGGUCAAGCUCACAGCCGCUGCAGCUGCCGAGCAACCCCCAAUAAACCCCCUCGCCCUCCCCCGCACGAUCCUGCCCCCCCUCAAGCGCCGCGGCCACGUGAUUCUCGACGUCUGCACGCCCUCCGGCACGCUGGAGCGCUGGACCGUCAGCCGCUCCUACUCGAAGCGCGCGUACCGCGACGCCAGAAAGGCGCAGUGGGGAGACCUGUGGGCGUUGGGGGCCAAGACGCGGGUGCCGCGCUCUGUGCGGCUGGGGCGGCCUGGAGAUGAAGGGGAGGUGCCGAGGGGCAGGAGUGUGGGCGGGGAGGGGUGGCGGAAUGUCAAGAGGGCCGGGAAGGGGGGGCAGGGGAGGGGGAAGGUUAAGGGGAAGGGGAAGAGGCUUUUUGAGGUGCCGGUUGAUGGGUAUGGGAAUGUAGUGGGCGAGGGUGUUGGGCGGGGAAGUGAGGGGAAGAUGGGGAAGAAGAAGGGCGGGGAGGGGAAGAGAGGGAGGGGGAGGGGAGAGAAGGCGUUAGAUAUUGAGGAGAUGUUGGGGAUGUAA